AUGGCUACUGAUGACAGUGCAUCAACAACAUUUGACUCAGAUGAAGUUAAGGAAAUGUACUGUGAAGAAUGUGAAAAACAUGGUGAUGGCUAUACACCAGCUGUAGCCUUCUGUGUGGAUUGUGUGGAAUAUAAAUGUGUGACCUGUCAAAAAUAUCAUAAGAGACAAUCGAAAACUCACAAAAUUCAAGACAGUGACAGUAUGCCACAAGAUUUCUAUUUUGAGAAGUGUCCCACUCAUCCUCAACAGCUGGUCAAGUUUUACUGCUCUGAGUGUAGCAAAGAGGCCUGUCAAGAGUGUAAGGAUAAUGAGCAUGAUAAAUGUAGUGAUGUGAACCAUUUACCAACUCUUGCUUCAGGCAUACAAAAAAGUAGUGACUUAAAAGAUCUUCAACAGAACUUGGAUCGAUUGUCGGAGGAAAUAAAAGACACGGAAAGCUGUUGA
Messenger RNA from Ruditapes philippinarum (Manila clam), 444 nucleotides. Its product is annotated as E3 ubiquitin-protein ligase TRIM33-like. The transcript has a single exon. Gene Ontology annotation, biological process: positive regulation of DNA-templated transcription. NCBI's taxonomy places the organism in Eukaryota, Metazoa, Mollusca, Bivalvia, Venerida, Veneridae. The record is from RefSeq and is a predicted model, not a curated record. The coding region runs from base 1 to 444 and encodes 147 amino acids. Gene Ontology annotation, cellular component: chromatin; nucleoplasm. Gene Ontology annotation, molecular function: ubiquitin-protein transferase activity; zinc ion binding.